AUGCUGCCGAAUCGCGCGAUCAUCGCGUCGCAGUUUUGGAACCAUGAGUGCGGCUCGGCGCAGUCGCUCGAAGCGGUGGUCCCCGCUGUCCCCAACGAGCCGCCUUCGACCGGCAUUCACCUGGGAAGCGUCCCCUUCACGCCGUCCUAUGCUGCUGACGUGGACGAUCAAGGCGGAUGGGUGGUUGACAGAGUGCUCUCUGGUGUGGGCGGCAGGGACUGGUGGGCGACAGUAAUGGGGCGGCUGAGAGUUCAACGCAUGUGGAGAAAGAAUUUCCAGCAGCAGGCAGCAGCAGAAACAGCAGCAGAUGUGACUGGUACUACCACAGGCGGCAGCAGCAGCAGCAGAAGGGCCAAAGCUUGCCCCAGCUCCUCCUCAGGAUGGUUCCAGGAUCCUUCCAUGUACGCGCUCUCGGCUCGUACGCGCGUAGCGCUGGGGAAACAGACUUGGCUAAGCGGCAGUGCUGAGCUAAGCACGCUUGCAGGCCUGGCAUCGGCACUCCAGGGCAAGAUGAUGGGCCAAUGGAGGAGGAGGGGUGCACGUGGGAGCAGCAGUGGCAGCGGUAGUGCUUCAGGGAAUGAGGCAGAGAGGGAAGGAGGAAAUGUGACAGGGAGUGAGGAGGGGGAUGGGGAGGGCGGAGGAGAGGCUUCGGGUUUCAGAGGCUUUGUCUCGCUGCGUCAUAAGAUGAAGGGUCACGAUUUGAUUGCGCGAGCAGGGUGGGGCGAGCAGUGUGUGGACCGCGCUGGCCGCUACUGGACGCUGCCCCGUGCGCUCUCCCUUGACUUCGCCUCCCUCGUCACAAGAGAAGGGCUGCGCUACCGCUUUGGCCUGCAGCACGUUGGCGGGAAGCCGGAGGAGAAUGCAAGGACAGGCCACAAGGUGGUGAGGGUGGUGCCAUGGGGAGCAAAGGCAGGCACGCGGGCACAGGCAGGCAUGUCGCUGGAGGGGAAGGUCACUGUGUGGAAGGACCGAUGCGAGAAGAGGCGGCGACAGAAAGAAGCUGCCAAAGCUGCCUCCUCCUUGCCGUCCUCUUCCUCUUCCUCCGCCUCCUCUUCCUCCUCGUCCUCGUCGUUAUCAGCAGCAAUAUCGAAUGCAUUGUUCCCAUCCGCGUCCUCCUCCUCCUCAUCCUCCUCCUCCUCUUCUUCCUCCACCUCAUCCUCCUCCCAUUCUCUUCCUCCACCUUCCUCUACUCCCUCUUACAACUGGCUGGCAGCGCGUCCGCGCAUCACCCUCUCAGCUGUGCUCGGAGGUUUGGCUUCCACCGAGAUCUCAACUACCACCACCAACACCACUACAACCGCAGCACCCACAGCACUGGAAACAAGUCAGAUUCAGGCAUCUAGUUCAGGGGUAAACGGAGCAGGGAUAAGAGGGGCGGAGGAAGCAAAGGGUUCUCUCCGCCUCUCCUCUCUCCGGCCCUCCACUCUUCAGCUCUCCUCGCUCUCCACCGAUCUCUUUGCAUCGGUGGCGGUAACCGCACAGCUCGGCAUGUUUGAGCGCGCUCUUUUCGACCACACUCUCUUCAACGCCACGCUCACCUGUGGCUCCCUCUCCGCUGCCGGCUACAACCUCUCCCAACCCGCGUCCGCCACGUCAACGCCGGCGCCGGAUGCCACGUCAGCGGUGGCGUCAGAUGCCACGUCAGCAGGCUGGCGGAGAGAGGAGCGGGGUGCGCCAACGCUCUCGCUGUCGUUUCAACAACAGAUCUUUGGCCCAGUGAGGGGUCGCUGGGAUGCAUGCAUGGGUGUGGAUGCCAAGACCCCUCUCACUGCUCCCACUUUGCUCGACUCAACCUACGCCCUCGAUUGCUCGCUGGAGAGGCUCGGAGCUGCCAGGCUCGUCGUCUGGUAUUCCCCAACCAGACGGGAAGGCAUGGCGGAGGUUCGGUUGCUGGACCGGUAG
Messenger RNA from Closterium sp. Naga37s-1, 1902 nucleotides. The record is from the annotation of a GenBank genome assembly. Lineage: Eukaryota; Viridiplantae; Streptophyta; Zygnematophyceae; Desmidiales; Closteriaceae.